AUGUCUCUCAAACUUCUAUUGGUGUUGUUUUUUCUUGUUACAUUUGUGGCAAGUAAAGAUGUUAGUUUCAUCUAUAAUAAUGGAUUCCAAUCAUCUCACUUGUAUCUUGAUGGUAUUGCUGAGUUAACCUCUAAUGGCAUACUAAGACUCACCAAUGACACCAAACAAGAAAAAGCACAUGCUUUCUAUCCAAAUCCUAUAGUUUUCAAAAACACUUCCAAUGGAAGUGUUUCUUCUUUCUCAACCACUUUUGUAUUUGCCAUAAGACCUCAAUAUGCAACUCUUAGUGGUCAUGGAAUUGUUUUUGUUGUUUCUCCAACAAAAGGGUUGCCAAAUUCACUGCAAAGUCAGUACCUUGGUCUCUUUGGCAAAUCCAACAAUGGAAACAGUGGCAACCAUGUUUUUGGGGUGGAACUUGAUACUAUUCAAAGCAGUGAGUUUAAUGAUAUAAAUGAUAACCAUGUUGGUAUUGAUAUCAAUGAUUUGAAAUCUGCUGAAUCAGCUCCUGCAGGAUAUUAUGAUAGUAAUGGUCAGAAGAAGAAUUUGACCCUUUAUAGUGGCUAUUCUAUGCAGGUAUGGGUUGAAUAUGAUGGUGAAAAGAAGAAGAUUGAUGUUACUUUAGCUCCUAUUGAUGUUGUUAAGCCAAAACAACCAUUGUUAUCGUUUGUCAAAGAUCUUUCUCCAAUUCUUAACAAUAGUAUGUAUGUUGGAUUUUCAUCAGCUACUGGAUCAGUUUUUACUUCUCAUUAUAUUCUUGGUUGGAGUUUUAAGGUUAAUGGUCAAGCUCAAAACCUUGUGAUUUCUAAACUUCCUAAGCUACCAAAAUUUGGUGAGAAAAAACAAUCCAAAUUUUUAACUGUUGGGUUACCUUUGCUUUUGUUAAGUUUGGUUUUCAUGAUAACUUUAGGGGUUAUUUAUUAUAUAAAAAGGAAGAAGAAAUUUGAAGAGUUGCUUGAAGAUUGGGAACAUGAAUAUGGCCCACAUAGAUUUAAGUUCAAAGAUCUAUACUUUGCCACAAAGGGUUUCAGAGAAAAGGGGCUAUUGGGAGUUGGUGGAUUUGGUAGAGUCUACAAAGGUGUGAUGCCAGGUUCCAAAAUUGAGGUUGCUGUGAAGAGGGUGUCUCAUGAAUCAAGACAAGGAAUGAGGGAAUUCGUUUCGGAAAUUGUUAGUAUCGGUCGUCUUCGUCACAGGAAUCUUGUUCCGCUUCUCGGCUAUUGCAGACGAAACGGCGAGUUACUUCUGGUCUAUGAUUACAUGUCUAAUGGAAGCUUAGACAACUAUCUGUACAACCAACCAAGAGUGAGGUUGAAUUGGAGUCAAAGAUUUAGAAUCAUCAAAGGGGUUGCUUCGGGUUUGUUUUAUCUACACGAAGGAUGGGAGCAAGUUGUGAUUCAUAGAGACAUAAAAGCUAGUAAUGUGUUAUUAGAUAGUGAAUUGAAUGGUAGAUUGGGAGAUUUUGGUCUUGCAAGAUUGUAUGAUCAUGGUGCUGAUCCUCACACAACUCAUUUGGUUGGAACUGUAGGGUAUCUUGCUCCUGAGCAUACUAGAACAGGUAAAGCAACUAAAUUUUCUGAUGUGUUUGCUUUUGGUGCAUUUCUUCUUGAAGUUGUUUGUGGUAGGAGGCCUAUAGAUCAUGUAGGAGAAAAUGAGAGUGUAAUUCUUGUUGAUUAUGUGUUUGAGUGUUGGAAAAGAGGUGAUAUUCUUGAGGCAAAAGAUGUAAAUUUGGGAAUAUAUUAUGUGUCUCAAGAGGUUGAGUUGGUGUUGAAACUUGGCAUGAUGUGUUCACAUUCAGAGCCUGUGGCUAGACCAAGUAUGAGACAAGUUGUGCAGUAUUUGGAGAUGGAUAUACCAUUGCCUGAUUUGUCUUUGCUUAGUUUAUCUACUUCAGGAUUAACGUUUGGGUACCAAGAACAUUUUGAGGAUUUUCCAAUGUCUUAUCCAUCUUCUAUGGACAAGACAAUGUCGCAUUCUUCUAUGUCUAUCGCUGAAUCGCAUCUCUCCGGUGGUCGUUGA
Messenger RNA from Lathyrus sativus (Indian pea), 2013 nucleotides. The record is from the annotation of a GenBank genome assembly. Lineage: Eukaryota; Viridiplantae; Streptophyta; Magnoliopsida; Fabales; Fabaceae.